AUGUGUGAUAAAAGGAAAAGGUUUAACUCUGCUUUGACUUUUGAAGAAUUUGUUGAUUAUCAUAAUCAAUUACCAGAAACUCCUUAACUUAAGUAAUACUCAACAUUAAUAUUUAGACCAAUUAAGCAGUCCACUUUCUAUAUACCAGAUUUAGAUUUAGCCAAUGAUGUCUGUUAAAAUUAGUUAAAUAUUCCUUUAUAAACAAUUUUGGAAGAAGAACUCACAAGUCCAAAAGAAAUAAUGAAAACAAAAAAGUCAAUUAGAAAAAGAUAAAGGUUCUUCAGUGAAAAUUCUCAAUACUCAGUAAUUAAUAUAUUGGAGAGAAAACUAUAGAAAAAGAAAUCUUUCAUCCCUACUCCUUAGAAUUAUGAUUCACUCUCUCAACCAAUCAUGAUUUGA
Messenger RNA from Paramecium primaurelia, 399 nucleotides. The record is from the annotation of a GenBank genome assembly. Lineage: Eukaryota; Ciliophora; Oligohymenophorea; Peniculida; Parameciidae.